ACAGAAAGCGGCAGUUUUAUGUGUCGUUUUUUAAUUCUCCGACGAAUCAGACAACAUCUGGGUCACCUCUUGUUUGAAGCGCUGCUUGGUAUUCACCCGCAAUAAAAUGUCGACAGAAAAACAAGUCUUACAGGAUGGAGGGCACCAAACGCCCAUGUCACCUCCACCUUACCCAGUGCAGGAGGCCACAACAAACAGUACAUCGCCAGCCUAUUCCAUGCCCAUGCACGCUCCCACAAUGACACUGGGCACAGAAGGCUUCGUCCAGGAGACACAGUUCAACGGCUCAUCACAAGGAUACGCCAUACCCGCAAACCAUCCAGCUGGACCAAUGGGGGCAGCAGGGUAUGGGCACCAAGGCUAUCCCAUGCAGUACCAGCCCUGUGCUGCCUAUGUACCAGUUUAUCCAAUGACGAAUAACGUGGGAUUGUAUCUCCCAGGAAACAACGGAGUCGUGUCAGGUGGCCAGCAGAUGCCAGCAAACGUCACCAUAGUGAGCCCUCCACGACCCCCUCACGAUUACUUACCCAUCGCAGUGUUGACUACAGUGUGCUGUUUCUGGCCAACUGGGAUUUUUGCCAUAUUCAAAGCUGCACAGGUGCGGGCCGCCAUCGCACGUGGGGACAUGGUGUCAGCGGAGAUCGCCUCCCGUGAAGCCCGGAAUUUCUCCUUCAUCAGCCUCGCCGUGGGAAUCGCCUCCAUGGUCCUCUGUGCCAUCCUGACCGUGGUGAUUGUCAUAGCUGCCCAGCACCAUGACGACGAGUGGGAUCCUUAACCGGCCACGGACAGGCUCAGCAGGCCUUCUGCACACUUCAGGUGUCACCCCACAGGAACUCCGCCACAAAGCCGCACAACCCAUCCCUUCCCCUUUUACAUCCCGAUCCCAUCCCACCCCACCCCACCCUAGCCCCUCCCCACAGCCCUGCUUCCACCCCCACCCAUCAUCCUCUUCAACUCCCACUACACUCCUAGUUUGCAGACGUUACACAUCUACCCCAAACCACCUGACACCAUGAACAAUUAAUCAUUUCUGCCCGAAUAGUAGCCGUGUAUUUUACCUCCAUUGGUUCUCUGCAUCGAUAAAGGGACUGAGAAUGUUUUGUGAAAUUGGUUAACCGUGUUUUGUUUAAAUACAGACGGACACUGUCCAUUUAAGACGAUUGGCUCCGUCAGUAACCUGCAUAGAUCCCUCUCUGGGCACCUUCUGGGAUAGGAUGGAGGUGGGUAAGGAGAUUGAACAGUGGGUAGGGAAAUCAGGGAUUAGGCCCCACUUGGUGAAUCUGAAAUUGAGUAGAAAGGACAAACGGAUCUCAGAAGCAGGCUGGCACUGAGAAUUUGAGGUUAAAUCAGAUAUGAUCUCCCUGAAUGGUAUGAGGGAUUGUAAUCAUCUCUUCCAGCUCCUGUUUCUCAUGCUCUGUGUAAAG
Hemiscyllium ocellatum (epaulette shark) is the source of this 1424-nucleotide messenger RNA. RefSeq names its product proline-rich transmembrane protein 1 (gene prrt1). The transcript has 4 exons. Gene Ontology annotation, cellular component: membrane. The record is from RefSeq and is a predicted model, not a curated record. Lineage: Eukaryota; Metazoa; Chordata; Chondrichthyes; Orectolobiformes; Hemiscylliidae. The coding region runs from base 107 to 775 and encodes 222 amino acids.